Messenger RNA from Notolabrus celidotus (New Zealand spotty), 3571 nucleotides. RefSeq names its product thymocyte selection associated family member 2 (gene themis2). NCBI's taxonomy places the organism in Eukaryota, Metazoa, Chordata, Actinopteri, Labriformes, Labridae. The record is from RefSeq and is a predicted model, not a curated record. Gene Ontology annotation, biological process: T cell receptor signaling pathway. The transcript has 6 exons. Bases 25 to 2139 code for a protein of 704 amino acids.
UCACAGCACACUGAAGCAGCAGUGAUGGCAGACAUGACUGCUUUGCCACUUCAGCAGCUCAUUGCUUCAUUGGACCCUUCUUGUUUGCCGAAAAUUAUACAAGUUUGCUCUGGAGUCUAUUUCCAAGGGUCCAUAUAUGAACUCUCUGGGAGUGAAGUGUGCUUUUCUACCGGGGAUCUAAUUAAGGUCAUUGACAUUGAGCUCCUAUCGGUUUCCUGUGAAGACGUGACCAACAAUGAGAAGUUUGAGCUCCCCAUUAACCACAAAGGCUUGUUCAAAGUUGUCCCAGAGGAGAUGCCGUACUAUUCAAUGGAGGAGCUGAUGAGUCUGAGGCCCGUGGGCCUUGAAUCCUGCCUUCCUUUCACUUUCACCUGCCGCUCCAAGCUGACGUUUGGAGAUUUCACACUGGGUGCUGGGAGAGCUUUGACGGUGCUCUCCAUCGAGCAGUGCGAGGGUGAGGAGGAUCAAGUGCGUUGCCAUGUUCAAGGGCAACAGGAAGCCUCUGCAGAAGUGUGUAUCCCCCUUUCUGCUCAAGGGGAGUUCAUCGAGUGUGAGGGCGAGGAAUGCUUCACCCUGCAGGAGAUCAUGUCCUCGUCCUGCCUGCGCAGUCGGAGGUUCCGUUUCGUCAACACCACCAAGUAUGAGCGGCCCCUUGUCUUCAGUCCGAUAUACCAGGUCCAGGCCAUCAUGAACUUGAGAAAGAACAUUUUGAAGUUUCCCUCCAGCUUAGAGGUGGACGUGGUCGACGUAACCGAUCUGUCUAUGGAUGUGAAUUUUGCGACACCGCUCAGUCUGACAGAAGUCCUAUCACAACCAGAAGAAUCUUUCCCUGCAGUGGUGGAGAUAUUAGAAAACCCUGAUAACCGCUCUCUGUUCAAGUGCAGCUGGCUGCCAGAACUCAGCCAGGGCAAGCAGCUGGUUUUCCACAAGACAGGAACCUCAGCCGUGGCUUUGCUAUCCAGUAUGAAGAGCAAGAAGAUGCAGCAGUACUUCCUUGUGUCGCAGCAAUAUGGUGGGCGAUUUCGGAGGCGGCCUAGGGAGUUUAACUCAGUGUACAUUCUUUAUGUUGCGUCACUCAAGGCAGCAGGGUUAAAAGUCAGUGUCACAAGGAAUUUUGAGGAGGCAGAGGAGGAGGGAAUGCCUGCUCUCAGUGUGGGGGACCAGCUGGAGGUCAUACGCUGUGAGAGGAUGGAGUUGCCUUGUGGAAGCAGUAACACACAGAAGGAGUCAGUCGAUGCUCUUUUGUGUCAUCGCCUCCAAGAGCCAGAUGACGGGGAUGAGGAUGAUGAUGAUGAUGAAGAAGAGGAUAAGCAGGAGCAGGAAAGAGAGGAGAUUUUUCUGCCUCUGUAUAUGCAAGGUCACUUUGUAGAGGUGCUGGCUGAUAACAAGAGGUAUAGACUCAAAGACCUGGGGAAGACAUGUAGUCUGCCGCUGGAUGUUAAAGUUGUGAGCCGCGAUACUGAGCUUGAGACUGACCCAUUAGUCGGUUUUGCAAGUCUCAGGAUAGAAGGGGCAAUGUUAGAACCCAUCAUCCAGGCCAGCUUCCUGCACACUCCAGACCACUGUUUCGAAAUCCCAACCAAGUGGCUUUCUAUGUCCGUCUCUUUUACCAAAGAGACCGACCUGCCAUGGCUUGGUGGUCAACCACCAAAGUGUCAUGUGGACAGAGUUACAGAGGUGACAGAAUUCUUCUUCUACGAAUUUCAAAAACAGGGGGACUCAGGCGAAGCUCCUCCACCACGACCACCAAAACGGAAUGUUUCUUCUGAGACUUGCAAAAAAUCAUCAUCAAAACCUUUGAAGAAGGUAGACAAGUCCAAACAGCACCCAGACAAAACAACCCCAACCAAAGAGUUUGCUGAUUUGACUUUGAGCAAAAAACGGCGCCCAGCUCCCCUGCCGCCAGAUGAUGAAGAUGAUCAACCCCCUCCAAUUGUACCAAGAAAGCCCUCUGGAGCAGAAGUGAAAACAAGCAAGGCUCUGCCAAACACUUACGUGGACAGGGGGGAGUCAAAGAAAAAAGUGCUGCCGCUGCCUGAAGUGGAAGCCGAUGUGGACAGCGAUCACGACUACGAAACUGUGGACGAGACUUUGAUGGAAAUGAUGAAAACAGCACAAGACAGUGUCAUAUUCUACUAACAGAUGAUGCUGCGCUUCAGCAGCAAAAUAUGACACCAGGACAGUGUGAACAGAAUUUAAGAGUGACUGGCUUUAUUGUAAUAAUAAUAAUUAUUGUUGUGCUUAUGUACCAAGACAUUUUUUUAUAUUGUUAGACUUUAAAAGCAGACCAAGCAAACUGUUCGGAUCUAAAAUUAUUGGUUGAGGAUAAACUGAUAUCUGAGAGGAUAUUUUUCAGCACAAGCUGGUGACAGUCUCCUGCUUCUGUGCAUCUCAUAUUUGCAAACUUAUAGCUGCCAUCAAACUUUUGGCGAAAAUCGAUAUAGUAGAGGACUGUUGUGUUGAUUUGGUCAUACUUUUAUUCAAGGAAACACAUGCGGCAGAUAAACUAGGUGUUAUAAGGUUUUGUGGACACGUAUUGCUAAGUUUGCCCUCAUUUCUUUGAUGUCGAGACCAAGUUUGUGGUGUAUCAACAAACUUUGGUUCUCACAUGGUCAUCCUUAGUCUUCAUUCGUCAACCAUUUAGCCUUAACAUUAAUUAAAAAUCUUUUGAAGGCUGUAGCUGUGUGUAUUUUGGUGGAGCAGUAUUGUGGUAAAAAAAAAAAAAACAUGCCAUGGUACAGGUUCUGCAGGAAGUGGGUCAAACUUUGUGGUACUCUCUGGGGGCUGUAAUGUGUUGCUUUGUAUUGAAAUCAUUGUAUUAUACUAUGCAGCCUUAAAAGCUUCCAGAGUUGAACCAGUGCCUGGUCUAAUUUUUGUUUCAAACUCGUAUACAAGUAUAUACACAAACUCUAACAGAUAGAGUUAAAAUGUGGUUUUGCUGAAAUGCAACAGCUUGAAACCACAGAGAUUAUAAACUCAGCAAAUAUGCAGCUUGUCACACGGUACGGACUCUAAUAGCAGAAGUUCUCUCCACUGCCUCAGCAAACUGACGUACUGAGAAUGCACAGGGGUGCUACACAUCAUAUCAGAUCCUGUUUUUGUUUAUUUUUUUGUCAGUGUCUCUUCAGAAUAUAUAGGACUGCUUUACAUAUAUAUGUACUUUGUACCAACAAGAAUUUACAGAUGUUUGAGAGUUAUGCACAUUACAUUUAAAGACUGCUCAAGAGACAGCAGAUGCAUCAUUUUUAUUUAACAUUUUCAUGUCUGAGAAGUUAAUUGCCAUUAUUUAAAUAAAAGAAAAAUGCAAAUAAUGUUUUCUGGAGUCAGUUUUGUAUGAAAGUAGCUGCAUUUGGUUUGUUGUUGUUAUUGGUAUCAUGCCAAGUAGUGUUUAUUUUUAAGAGUCAAGUUAAUACUCGGAUGCAAACUUUUGUUUUAUGGUUUUACGGCUGAAAGUGUAAAUAUCAAUGAGCCGUAAUUAUUAACAUCGUUAUACUUUUGCACGUAAUGCUUUUUUAUUGUGGGGAAAUGGGACCAUUACAAGUAUCUGCAAUAAAGGUUCAAUAAACCAAAA